Eruca vesicaria subsp. sativa (arugula) is the source of this 363-nucleotide messenger RNA. The record is from the annotation of a GenBank genome assembly. Lineage: Eukaryota; Viridiplantae; Streptophyta; Magnoliopsida; Brassicales; Brassicaceae.
AUGCCAGGUUUCCGUGGGAAGGAAGCUAAGGUCGCUCUCCGCACCGAGUUUCUGGCUCGUCUGGCAAAGAUUUCCGACUCUCUUGGUUCCCUCGAGUGUGUUCGCAACAGGGACUUGGACUUGACGACCAUGGAUGGUGGGAUGGCCGUGAUCCAGGUACUUCAGGGAGACAGUCCCUCGUCCUUACAGGCUGAGAAGGACAGGUUGUCCACCCGUAGAGCAGAUCUGGUGGUUACGGGCGGGAGUUUUGACCUUGUCCUGGCUGAACUGAAGUCCGACACUUCCAAGGUGUUCAGAAGACCUAGAGGGGAAAGAUCAUAUGGUUGGAGAAAUCAGAGAUGGUGCGGAUCCGAGCUUGGAUGA